This is a messenger RNA of Vespula vulgaris, 7408 nucleotides long. RefSeq names its product acetylcholine receptor subunit alpha-like (gene nAChRalpha4). Lineage: Eukaryota; Metazoa; Arthropoda; Insecta; Hymenoptera; Vespidae. The record is from RefSeq and is a predicted model, not a curated record. The transcript has 13 exons. Gene Ontology annotation, molecular function: transmembrane signaling receptor activity; acetylcholine-gated monoatomic cation-selective channel activity. Gene Ontology annotation, cellular component: synapse; neuron projection; postsynaptic membrane. Bases 660 to 2369 code for a protein of 569 amino acids. Gene Ontology annotation, biological process: nervous system process; regulation of membrane potential; monoatomic ion transmembrane transport.
AAGAGAGAGAGAGAGAGAAAAAGAGAGAGAGAGAGAGAGUGGGAGAGAGAGUGGGAGAGAGAGAGAGAGAGAGAGAGAGAGAAAGAAAGAGAAAGAGAGACAGAAAGCUUCCUCGAGACCGGCGUGACUUGGAGUGCGCGAGAAGAAAUCAAAAGAAAAGAAGAAGAUCUUGUUUAAGGGGAUGCGCAACGCGGCCGGCUAUACGAAAUAACGUAUCGUUGACCCAGUUUGUUGGGGGCAAAAGCAAUUAGACGUUCGCGCUGUUCUACCGCGCGUCAGAGGGAAAGAGAAAGACGACGUAGGAGAGGGUCCGUGGCUGUGCGACAACGAUCGAUCCUUCUCCCUCGCACAUCGCGAGUACCCGAUCCCUCUAUCUCUCUCGUUCACUCUACAUCGUAAAUUUCAAGUUUCCAUUCGUGUAUCGGUGCGUGAGAGUUCACGUCGACUCGAAUUUACGACGACCACAGUCUGUGCACGCGUUAACCAGGAUUCAGAGAGAAAGAGAGAGAGGAGAGAGAAAGAGAGAAAGGGAGAGAGAGAUUGUGUGUGUAUUCGUUUGGUCGAUCGUCUAAAUCGGUUGUCGAAUUUUAAGAAGGGGUAAAAGGGGUUCGUCGGGGAAAAAGGUUCGUCUGUCAUAGUGGAGCAACCGGGGGUCCACAAUGCCCCCCAUAAUAGGGGAAACACUACGCGUGUGGUUCCUUUCGGCGUUGGUGGUCCACGGUGCGGUCGCCGGAAAUCCGGACGCGAAACGUCUCUACGACGAUUUGCUGUCGAACUACAACAAGUUGGUACGACCAGUAGUCAACACGUCCGACGUGCUGCGCGUGUGCAUCAAACUUAAACUCUCGCAGCUCAUCGAUGUGAAUCUGAAGAAUCAGAUCAUGACGACGAAUCUGUGGGUGGAACAGUCAUGGUACGACUACAAGCUACGAUGGGAGCCGAAGGAAUAUGGCGGAGUUCACAUGUUACAUGUGCCCUCGGAUCACAUAUGGCGACCCGACAUAGUACUCUACAACAACGCGGACGGCAACUUCGAGGUGACCUUGGCCACGAAGGCCACCAUCUACCAUCAAGGAUUGGUCGAGUGGAAGCCCCCGGCCAUUUAUAAGUCAUCCUGCGAGAUCGACGUGGAGUACUUCCCAUUCGACGAGCAGACCUGCGUCCUCAAGUUCGGUUCGUGGACCUAUGACGGCUUCAAGGUCGAUUUACGGCACAUGGAUGAGAAGUCCGGAAGUAACAUUGUGGAGGUUGGAGUUGAUCUUUCAGAAUUCUACAUGUCGGUUGAGUGGGAUAUACUAGAAGUGCCUGCAGUACGAAACGAGAAAUUUUAUACGUGCUGCGACGAACCUUAUCUCGAUAUUACAUUCAACAUAACGAUGAGAAGGAAAACUCUUUUCUAUACCGUCAACAUCAUCAUACCGUGCAUGGGGAUCUCAUUUCUUACUGUUCUGACAUUUUAUUUGCCAAGUGACAGUGGAGAAAAGGUGACCCUCUCUAUAUCAAUCCUCAUCAGUCUUCACGUGUUUUUCCUCUUGGUCGUUGAGAUUAUUCCGCCAACGUCGUUGGUCGUGCCAUUGCUUGGGAAGUACCUGAUAUUCGCCAUGAUACUCGUAUCGAUAAGUAUAUGCGUAACCGUCGUCGUCCUUAACGUCCACUUCCGGUCACCGCAAACGCAUCAGAUGGCGCCAUGGGUGAAAAGAGUCUUCAUCCACAUUCUUCCGCGUUUAUUGGUGAUGAGAAGACCUAUGUACAAAUUCGAGACGAACAGGUACACAUCUGGCAGAGUACUGAUGAGAACGGUAAGAGGGAAGGAGAAGACUUGCUAUUACCCUUAUCAUCCGUCUACUCACGAGGAGAGCGAGGAACAUUUUACACCUAAGAGGUUCCACAGUCGGCCACCUUCCAAAGAGGAUCUCUCGCCUUCGAGUCUAACGGACGGUGCGAGAUUCGGUGGAAGCUGCCUGAUCCAUGGACCACCUUUACCACCCCUUCCCAUUCGUGGCGAAUGCGAGGAUCUUUCGGUUCCUGGCGAAGCAGGAAUCGAGGAGAUUAAAAGUCCAGUAUUAAGAAAUCCACCGACUUUUUCGCAUUCACGUUGCCCACCGGAAAUUCACAGAUCCUGUAUCUGCGUACGAUUCAUCGCGGAACAUACCAAAAUGUUGGAGGAUUCAACCAAGGUGAAGGAGGAUUGGAAAUACGUGGCGAUGGUCCUAGACAGAUUAUUCCUUUGGAUCUUCACACUGGCCGUUUUGGUCGGCACAGCUGGAAUUAUAUUACAAGCACCAACGUUGUACGACGAUCGUGUCCCGAUCGACAAGAAAUUCAGUGAAUUCGCAACGACGACAGUGGUAAAGUGUCCGCCCCAAUAGUCCAUGCCCGAGCCCUGCACCGUAGAGAAAAACUAAAGGGCCGACGACGUAGACUUCGGUAGACUUCGUCGAUUCUCCUUCCUGGCCUUUUAGGAGUCUCCGAAAUAUCUUCCAACCUUGAUCCUCGGUCUCCACCAUUUCUUACGGCGAUAGGGCUCGAUUUAUCGUCGAACGUAACGACGAUAACUGUGGAACGUUUUUAAGUGACUAACAUCCAUACGCGAGAGAAGCACAUUCGCACGUGUGAACUUUUUCUCUCUCUCUCUCUCUCUCUCUCUUUCUGUCUGUCUUUCUUUCUCUCUUUUUGUUCUCUCUUUCUCUCUGCCAUUCAUUAACGCAGUCGCUCACUCACUUCAUUCAUUCCUUUCAUUUUGUACUCUUCCAUUUCCAAGCACAUUCGAUCCAUCGAUCCGCAGGAUCCAUCAUCGUCCAUCGAAUGGAAAUUCUACUUUUCUCGCGAGGUACGUAUGACAGCGUUGAUUUAAAGAAAUGAAAAGAAAUGAAAAGAAAGAAAGAAAGAAAGAAAGAAAGAAGGAAAAAAGAAAGGAGAAAGAGAAGAAAAAGAAAAAGAAGAUGACGAAGAAUGACGAAUAAACUAUUCGAUAGUAAUAGUAAUAAUUACACGAGAAAAGAAAAGAGAGGAUGAGAAAGAGACACGUAUCACUACUUAUACGUAGCGUGCUCGUGUAAAGCGUUAAUACGAAGCUGCCACUUAAUUAUUCGAGUAAAUUAACAGCGAGCUACUUUAAACGGUACUAUAGUAUUAUAUUAGCGAGCCCACAAGUGUCAUCUCGCUCUACCAAUUGUUCUCGACGUCUCCCCGAGAAAUGAUUUACGAUGAGAGGAGGCGCUUUUGAGAAUCCGACGAGAGGACGAAGCGAUAAUGAUAAACGGACUCCAACGUUAAUGAUUAUUAUGUUUUAUACGCCGAAACACGCGCGACACACGAGAAAUUAAUAUAUAUAUAUUAUAUUAUAUAUAUAUAUAUAUAUAUAUAUAUAUAUAUAUAUAUAUAUUAGAAAUAAAUCAAUAUUGUAUAACACGACUUAGCUAGCUCGUUGUAAUUGUACACGAACACAAUAGGGUGUAACUCAUUUCAACUGUAUCCGGUUAUUCUCGUAAACGUUUAGGGACGUAUCCGUUUGUACGAAUUAUACAUGAAUAAAUAAAUACAUAAAUAAAUACAUAUAUACGACGCAAGCAUACAUAUUACGUAUAUCGUACGUUUUAAGAAAAUAAUCGAGACAAGAAUAACGAGUUGCACCGCGAUUUUCUUUUGACGAUUUAAAAAGAACAAAAAAAAAAAAAAAGAAAAGAAAGGAUAAAUUUUCGAUAUCAAUGAAAUCUCUUACGUUUAUAUCGAUAAUCGCGGUGCAAGAUAAUAUAAGUAUUCCUUGUUCUCGUAUUUUAUAAGAAAGAAAGAAGAAAGAGAAAGAGAAAGAACGAAUCGGAUGCAAUGCGCGAAGCAAGCAUUAGAGUAAAGAUAACCGAUUAUAGUACGGUAAGAACAAGUAAAGCAUACGAAUUCUAAAGCUGAUAGUUGUAGACAAAUUGAACGAACGUUCACUACCGUUGUUCAAUACCGUAGUUUCGUGGUCGAUGUCACAGUGAGUCGUCGUUCAUAAUUUGUUUUUUUUUUAGCUGAUCACAUACACAGACACACACACACACACACUACACACACACAAAUACGUACGCACACACGCACAUUUAAAAAGAGAGAGUGAUACAAAAAAGAACAUGGACGUACGACGAUGUAGUACGUGAAUGCGCACACGAUUAUAAUAAAACACAUUACACGCAUAAGGAAACAUAUGUAUGAUAAAAUUAUUGUAUCGUGAUUUAUGAUAUUUAUAAUAAUUGUUAGUUAUGCCUGAUAAGAGCGGACUGAUUCGCCCUAUGUCGACGAAUGUGAUCCUUUACGCGUCGAAGAGUAAUGAUUCGUCGUGAAACUCUCAACGUUGUGUUUUAUCAAUCGUUAACAAAUGAUUAUUAACGAUCGAUCGUAACUCGUUCGUAAUAUUUCAAAAACUGUUCGAAUAACAUUUUCGAGAAUAUCGAGAGAGAGAGAGAGAACGAAUAAACAUGACGUGAGUUAAAGCCACCUAAUUCUCCGACGUUUCAAAAUAUACAUAUACAUAUAUAAUAUACAUUAUACAAUUAUAUAUACGUACGUACGUAAAUCAGAGUACGUAAACGUACAUAUAAAGCGGGGCUCCGAACCUAACGAGAAUGAGAUGAGCUAAUUGUAAGAGAACGUUUUCGUGCAUCCGUGUCAAACGGUGCGUUGUUAACACAGGAUUGUAAAUAAUUAACAUUUAUUAGGACGGACCGGUAUCGAUUUUCAUAAUUACUGCCAUUGAGAGAAACAUUGCCAAUACUUAGUGUACGUGUAUAUAUAUAUAUAUAUAUAUAUAUAUAUAUAUAUAUUAUAAAAAAUGUUUUCUCGUGAUUCUCAUUGUUUCAUCGCAAACGACCGAAAGAAAAUUGUCCUUGAGAGAGUUAGGAGAAAAGAAGAUGGAGGACGAUCGACACAAGUUCUUUUCUUUCUUUUUCUUUUUCUUUUUCUUUUUUUUCCCUUUUUUCUGAUUCUAUUUUUUCUUCUUUUGUCUUUUUUUUCCCCUCAUUUUAAUCGCCUUACGCGCGGAGAAGGCGAUGAACCGAGCGUAAAAACACCUGAUGAAAAAGUUACCUGAAACUAACGAAUCGUCCAGCGAACAGCAACUCGAAUAAAACGAAAGAAAUGCGAUCUAUGGAUCGAUUUCCAAGGAUCGCGAGUGCUCUCUCUUUCUCUCUUUUUCCUGUUAAAAGAAAACGAGGGAAACGAAUGACGAACUUAAAAACUUCGCACUAAAUCGCUAGAAAAGAACGAAGAAAUAUAAUGAAAGAGGGAAGGGAAUAGAAAAGAAAAGAAAAGGGAAAAAAGAAAAAGAAAAAGGACAAAAGCGCACACGUUUUUCUAUGAUAAUGAGACAUGUAAGUACUUACUCGUUAUAAUUAAGUACGACAAUGUGUUUUUUCGCGAACGACGACGAUAAAAACAGAACUUUCCGAGACGAGUAAUCUAGUUCUUAAAUAUUAGAUCGUAUAAAUCCCAUCCAACAAGAUCACGAUCAUCGAUUUUCACGUAUUCGAAUGUAAAAUAAUUGUCCUCGUAUCUAGAUUCCCGUCCCGGAAGUAUAAUUCACAAAUACGAGCCGAGCGUUUGAAAAAGAGAGAGGCAUGCACUUAGAUUUUAGAUAUUUUAGAAAGAAAAUGAGAGAUGAGAGAAAACAAGAAACAAAAAAAAUUAAUUAAAGUAAUUAAUUAAUCGCUAAGUUGUAAAUAACGUGUAAAUAGAGAAAAAAGAAAGAAGGGAAGGAAGAAGGAAGGAAAGAAAGAAAAAAAAAGGAAAUAACAAUACCUUGUAAGUCGAGGGUUGGAAUAUUGCUAUAAAGGGUUGGAAUUUUUUUAUAAUCGAUCAAAUCCAAGGGAUCAUUUGCAUGAAAAAAAAUCGUUCAAGAAAUCGUUCAAGAAAAAAUCGUGCAGACACAUACAUUAAUACGGUCACGCGUAUACGCAUUCUUUCCCUCUCUUUCUCACUGUCUCUGUCUCGCCAUUGUCGAAUGAAGAGUGAAAAAAAGAAAAAAAAAACAAAACAAAAAAAAAGAAAAGGAAAGAAAAACAAAGUAUCGAUUUAUUCCCCAAAAAAAAUCCGAUCGUAUCGAUACGAUAAACGAUAUUAAAUAACGAUUGUCAUCGAUCUUUUACAGUGAUCGAUGUUCGUGACCCUUCGAUUACGAUUACACUAUCGAUUACGAUUACGAAAAACGAAAAAAAAAAGAGCGUCGAUUUUUAUUGAAUUCAAAUGACGAAAGUCCCCCCCCCCCCAACGAUCAAACGCGGAUGUUUGCAAAAAAGAAAGAAGAAGAAAAGAAAAAAAAACAAAAGUUCAAUGAAGCAUACUGACGAAUCUCAUUUCCACCAUAAGAAUCGUGUUAUCCUAUCUCUAAAAUUUCAAACUCAAGAAUUGUACAGAUAAAUCUAGCGUGAAGUGAUUUUUUCUUUUUUUUUUUUUCUUUUUCUUUUUAAGUUUUUAACACAACAUUAGGAAGAAACAAAUUUAAGAUAAUAAUCUAACGCAGAAAAAACAUUAAGCGACACAAACGGACAAUAAGAUAAAUAAAGAGAAAAGAGAAAAGAGAAAGAACGAGCAAAAAAAGAAAAUAGAAAAACAAGAAAAAAGCGUCUAAAAAGCAUAAAGCAAAAAAAAAGAAAAAGAAAAAGAAAGAAGAAAGAAACGCAUCGGAGAAACGCGUGCACUCUUUCAUUGACAGAAACUACAAAACGAGAAAAAAAUAAAGAUAGAAAUGGACUAAUUAUUAUAAAAUUUCUUUCAUCGAUUAUACAGAUCGACAUCCGUGUUCUGAUUCGGCAAAAGAGAUAAAACGAGAGGAUCAGGAUCGUCAUUUUACAACACGUCUUCGAAGUGAGUUGCGUGAACGUAGAGUUUAAUAUAAAAUUCCCUAAUUAAUAAAAUGGAGAAAAAGAAAGAAAAAGAAAGAAAGAAAGAAAGAAAGAAAGAAAGAAAAAGAAAAAAAAAAGAAAAAAAACAGUAAUUAAAAACAUAAAAAAAAAAGAUUAAAAAUAAAAACUUAGCUGACAGGUAGAAACGGAAAAAGGAAAGCGGGGGGAGUAAGUGAUAUGAUAGAUUAUUAUUAUAACGAUGAUAAUAUAGUUAACUAUUGUACCGUAAUAGCAAUAGCACACUAUUAUCCGGGAAUGAGUAAGAAAGACGAGGAGAAAAAAAAAGAAAAGAAAAGAAUAGAAAAAUAAGGAAGACGAGGAAAAGAGUAAACGGUAAACUAUUCGAGUAAUGAUUAUUAUCGUUAGAUACAAUAUUACCUAUCGUUUGUUAAAUAUGUACCUAUUUAAAAUAAUAUUAUAUUAACGACUAUCAUCCUAAGGCUACUCGAUGUAAGGACGAGAUUCUUGUUGCUUGGUUUUGUAAUCAUGCUUUGACAAAAGCAUUCGGAGAAUAAAACUUGUUGUCGUAGAAA